ACGUCCGCUUGAUUUCACGAGGUUGCACUCUCGCCUCGUGCAUUCGCCCCAACUUGCCGCCACCAUGGCGCAGUGUAUUCGACGCACGUGAAGCACGUCGCGCUUCUUCAGUGUUUCCUGAUUGCUCGGAGAGUUGUGGGGUCACCGUUCAGCAAAGCGUAUAGUGAACGAGCGGCAAAUAUGACACUGCUGGCGGUGAUCGCUUCAUGGGACUGGCGAUUGUUGACAACUACGGUGGUAUUUCUGGUCACUUAUUACGUGGUGCGCUUCUACCACAAGGUUUCCCAAUACCCGAAAGGACCAUUCCCGCUGCCUAUCGUCGGAAACCUCUUGACACUGGCCAAGGAAAAAGAACUCCACAAGAAAGCCACCGAGUGGUCAAAGUACUACGGAGACCCGUUCACUCUGUGGAUGGGCUCCCGACCGAUGAUCGUGCUCAACAGCUACGAAGUCAUCAAGGAAGGACUAGUCGAGAGGCGUCACGAUUUCGCCGGCCGUUUUGCAACGAAACUGGGUGACAUUCAGAUACGUGAUGACCACGACAUCGUAUUUGAAGACUACAACGCCACAUGGAAAGCUCUUCGCAAGGUAGCUGUCACUGCUGUCAGAAAGUAUGCAGUGAGCGAGUCCUUGGAGAACCUGUGUACAGAGAUUGUGGAUGCCUACGUGGACUCCCUGGACGACCAACCUCUGACCGUCGACGCCAGGGUUCCUAUCAUGUCCAUUAUCAUCAACGUGCUCUCUGUAUCAGCCUUCAGCGCUAAGUUUGACGCCAAGAGUCCCGACCUCAAUCGCAUGAUGACCAUCAACCGCACUUUCACGGAACUGGCACCCAACGGACUGCCAAGUGACAUCGCUCCCUGGCUGGGCGUUUUGUACCGUGCUCGGGAAAAACGGUGCGAGGAUUUGUUCGCGGAGAUUAGAUCCAUCGUCAGGAGAAUGUACGCUGGAGCCAAGGAGACAUACCAGCCAGGCAAGGUAUUGAAUUUCACCCAUGCCAUUCUGUCUGCUAGAGAUGAAGCCCUGGAACAAGAGAAAAACGAUGCCAAGUUUUUGACAGAAGGCAACAUGGUUCAGAUUCUGAUCGACUUAUUCGGAGCUGGUACUGACACAUCGAUUGGGGAGCUGCAAUGGCUUCUUCUCAAGAUAUCUCGAGAGCCAAGCAUUCAAGAUAAGAUAAGAAAAGAAAUCGACGACAAUAUAGGUAAUUCUCCGCCGACGAUGAAGGACAUCGAGAGGCUGCCAUACACCAUGGCCUGCGUCAUGGAGACACUUCGUUGUUACCCGAUCGCAGCCUUUCGGCUUGCCAGCAUAAGGCGUCACAUGAAUCGCCAGUUUAGUGAAACGCCCGCUAUUUCGCUUGCACUACAAGACGCAUUUCCUUUCUUUCCAGCUGGUAUUGCAAUUCCCAAAGACACACGAUUGAUGUACAACGCGUACAGCGUCAACCACGAUCCCAAGCUCUGGGUGGACCACGACGUGUUCAGGCCGGAGCGGUUCUUGAAUCCAGUCACGGGAGCUUUGUCCAAGGACCGCCUGCCCCCGUUCCUCAGCUUUGGCCUCGGACCUCGAUCAUGUCUCGGGGAGAAGCUGGCAAAGGCUGACAUGUUCUACGUAAUCGUGCGGCUAGUGCAGCGGCUCAGUAUUUCAGCGCCCGAAGGCGAGACCGGCCGAGAAGUCGUGCCCAUGGGAAACAGUUUCUUCCUCUUCGCGGGUCGCCAGAACGUCGUUCUCACCAAGAAUUGUUGAAGGCUAUAUAUAUCUUGUCAAAGGGUGGUGUAACACGUUGAACUCGGUGGUGAUCUGCAGUCGUAUUCCUGUGUUCCGAUAAGAAGAAGUGCCACGAAAAAAAUUUGCCCCAUA
Messenger RNA from Rhipicephalus microplus (southern cattle tick), 1863 nucleotides. RefSeq names its product cytochrome P450 1A1-like. Lineage: Eukaryota; Metazoa; Arthropoda; Arachnida; Ixodida; Ixodidae. Gene Ontology annotation, biological process: progesterone metabolic process; hormone biosynthetic process. The record is from RefSeq and is a predicted model, not a curated record. Gene Ontology annotation, molecular function: heme binding; steroid 17-alpha-monooxygenase activity; iron ion binding.